This is a messenger RNA of Priapulus caudatus, 963 nucleotides long. RefSeq names its product 28S ribosomal protein S7, mitochondrial-like. Lineage: Eukaryota; Metazoa; Priapulida; Priapulimorpha; Priapulimorphida; Priapulidae. Gene Ontology annotation, biological process: translation; ribosomal small subunit assembly. Gene Ontology annotation, molecular function: structural constituent of ribosome; mRNA binding; rRNA binding. The record is from RefSeq and is a predicted model, not a curated record. Gene Ontology annotation, cellular component: ribosome.
AAUAACCCAUGUGAGAUGGAGCAUGUACAAUCCCAUGUACAGGAAUCCAAUUGUAUCCAAAGAGGACCUUGAAGAGCCCCUUCCUAAGGAAGAUGAGAGAAACUACCUACCAAUUAGAGCAGCUAAAAAUGAAGAUAAUAUCUUUCCACAUUACGACUCCAAAGUGACAAAAUUCACCAAUAUGAUCAUGAAACAUAGCAACAAGUCACUAACCAGACAGCUGAUACUGAGGACAUUCACACAAAUAAAGAGAACACAACUAGCCAAAUACCAUGCAGCACCAGAUGAUAUGAGAAGCAGUGUGGAGUGCAACCCAGUCACAAUCUUUCACAUGGCUAUCGAAAACUGCAAGCCUCUACUAGUCUUACAGUCUGUGAAGAGAGGUGCUGUGACAUACCAGGUACCCAUUCCUGUGAGGGAGAAGGAGAGAGAGUUCCUAGCUAUGCAGUGGCUGAGAGAGGUGUGUCGGGAUAAGCACCGGACCGUUCACAUGGACAUUAGACUCGCACAGGAACUAAUCGAUGCAUCAGAGAACACGGGGAUGACAGUGAAGAGGAAGCAGGAUCUUCAUAGACAGGCAGAAGCAAAUCGUGCGUACGCUCACAUGCGCCUUGGCAGAUAGACACAAAUGGAGCAUUUCUGCAGAUGGCGCUAGUAGUUAACUAAUGUCAAAGGUGCUGACAGGCCGAUACUGUAACAGCUUUGAUCCAGUAACACCCAGAAAAUCUAUAUCAUUGGGAAUUUGGGUAACAGUAGAAUAACUGCACUGCCAUAGAUAACUCAUCUAUAAAGUUUUCCCAUUGCUUGAAAAUUUUUCAGUAUACCGUGGUUUGUAAGUGCAUUGUUCUGUUAAUCUGUCUUCUUUGUUUGUGCCUCGAUACGUAUUCUGAAACUGGGCUUCAACCCUUUUUCAAAUAUAUUAUCAGGAGUGUCAUAAUAUAGAGGAAUUAAUAUAUGAUGAAA